GCGAACCCCAUCCACCACCACUCUCCCUCUCACCCUACCUAUCAUUUGUUUGUCGGUCGCGCCUUCUCGAGCUGAAUCUUCCCACCCGCCGUGGAGGCGCCGCAAACCGCGGACCGCGGACGCACGGUGCGGGUUGCGCUUCCGAACCCUGUCUUUUUCUCUCUUUCCGCCGCUUCGGCUCUCUUGCCUUGGUUAGCGGUUUUCCGUUCGGACUGUCAUCCGCCUAGUCGAGUCGACUGUCUUGCAUACAGCAGCAGCUAUGGCGGCCGCACUGUCGUUGUCGUCGAUAGUCUCACGUAUGGGCGCGGUGGUGAUGGCUGCGCCAUCUCCGUCGAGUAGCAACGCAUAUAGGAGCGCUCCUGCUGAUGGACACGUGGCGUCUGCUGUCCAAGUCAUUGGAAGCGAUCUCAAGAGGCACCGAUUCGUACCUGUGCAGCGGCGAGCACCUCUCUCUUUAAUUGUCCGCGCCACUUCCCCGGAUUUGAGUGAGCUGGAAGAGAAGGUAGAGAAGAGCAUCAAGGAUGCGCAGGAGACUUGUGAGAGUGGCACAGAUGGAGAAUGCAGAGCUGCAUGGGAUGAGGUUGAGGAGCUGUCGGCAGAGCUCUCGCACAAAGCUGCCAGAGUGAAGAAAGUCCUGGGUGAUCCUCUGGAGGAGCACUGCAAGAACAACCCUGACGACUGGGAGUGCAAGACCUUCGACUAGUCGGAAAAGCGGGUCGUUUCAAAGAUGGUAUUGCUAAUGUAUAAGGACUUUGUGUCUC
Chara braunii is the source of this 761-nucleotide messenger RNA. The record is from the annotation of a GenBank genome assembly. NCBI's taxonomy places the organism in Eukaryota, Viridiplantae, Streptophyta, Charophyceae, Charales, Characeae.